CCGGUAACGAUAUCUGAAUCUGUACAUUUUCCACUAUUUCUUUUCAGAUUUGGUUUGCCGAUGAAUAAUUUUUGGGGUACCCUGAUUUUAGUCAGCCGUACAUACUUACCGUAAAACACUUAAAAUACUUUACAUUUGCGGUUUAAUACAAAAAAAUAAUUUCUCUUGCUUAUCUGUGAUAUUGAAAUGAUUAUGAAUAAUCUUUGAUAAUUCAAUUACUAUAGAGGAAGUCAUAACGCAUUCCCUUACAUUAUUUUACUUAUUUAUUUGAGUCAAGAAAUAAUACUGGGACACCCAUUGAUCAUUUACGGUAACUCCCAGCGUUCAUUUCGAUUAAAUAUGGCUACCUGUAAUCUCUUCGACGAAGACGUUGUCUGUCAAGUUAGCCCCGACAAGGGCUAUGUUUUCGGUUUGAUUAUAGAAAAUUCAGAAUUUCUCAGCAGCAGCGAAGAUGAAGAAGAUGAUACUGAUAUGGAUGAUGAAAGGGUUAAAAGAGGGUCCGUGCGUGUCGCGUGGCAUCCGGAUGGCAAAGAAACCGUGGUUGAAGAAAGUAAGUUGAUAUUGGUAGAUAGAUCUGUUAUGCCCGGUGAUGUUAUAAGAAGGAUAACUAAUGGUAAAGAUAGUCAACAAGGCUUUGUACAAGAUAUGGAUAUUAUUUGUCAUGUUCAUAUACUUGGAACAGAUAAAUAUAUUUAUAAUAUCAACUCUAAAGAUCUUAUACCUAUAGAUGAAUUUGAUACAAAUCCAGGGGAAGUAACUCUGGAUUCCUGGAUUGGUGGAAUUGAGAAUAUAAACAGAAAAAUAACCAUAAGAAUGCCAGAUGGAGCAAGGUGUAAAAUAUCGGAAGAUGACUUGUGUGAAUUUGAUAAUAUGGAUGAUAAAAGAUCUAGGCAUUCAGAAUUUUGGAACAGUAGUUGCUAUCCUCAAGAAAAAUUUAAAGGUUGUUUAGGAGAUCUACAUGAUGCUGAAUGGCUUCAUUCUACGAUGUUUAAUAAUCCACGAAAUGUGGACCAUAAACAACACAGUCCAAUACAGUUUGUUGUUGAAUCAAUUGAAACAGAAAGUGUAGAAGUACAUUGGUUGUGUCGAGGUUUUUCGCAUGUAGAAGAUCCACAAAUUAAAGUAGAACCACCACCUAAUAUUGUUGAGGGAGAUAAAUUAAAGAGAUUAUUUCAGUUAGAUUGGUUUUGCCACUGUAGUGUACAGAUAGGAGAUAGAGCUUAUUAUGUAAUAAAAGAAUGUGAUAAAAUAGAGACUACACCACCUAAAGAAUCUGUUGUUCCAGAUGGUUUAACUAAACUAGGAGAUCAAAUAUCAGAAACUUUGAAAGAUAAGGAACAUGUAGAAAAUGGUGAGAAUAAAACAGAAGGUAGUUUAUUAGAUGCUGUUUUAAAUGGUGUUGAUGGUGAAGAUGGUGGUGAUGAUGGUGAUGAUGAAUAUGAAGAUAUUGAUGAAGAGUCAGAUGAUUCAGAUGCUAGUUCCGUACAUUCCGGUUCAUCUCAUGGAUCAUCUGCAGGUCGAAAGAAAAAGAAGAGUCGUAAGAAACCCACACUUCAGUUGAAAAUGAUGAAGAAAAACAAAGGUCGUCGACCAAGAAUGAAAUUUAAUCUUCCAGAACGUAGUUUAGCAGUUGGAGAAAAAGUUCCUGUAGAGAUAUGUUAUACUUUAUCUAAAGCUAAUGUUAUGUGGCAGGAUGGAUCAGAAGAAUCUAAUGUUCUAUCAGCGGAUUUAUAUCCUAUCCAUCAUUUAGAUGAACUAGAAUUCUUUCCAGGAGAUUUUGUUGUUGAUGCUAAAGAUACACAAGCUUGUAGUAAUUAUGGUGUAGUGUCAGAUUGUGAUCAUAAAGCUAGAACUUGUCAUAUAAAAUGGGUUAAACCAUAUGAUGUUGGUAAAUCUAAAAGACCUACAGUAUUAACUGAUGUACAUGAAGUUAGUGUUUAUGAUAUUAAAGAUCAUCCUAACUAUAAAUUUCGACCAGGACAUAGUGUUAUUAGAGUUGGAGGUUUUGAGGAUACAGAACAGAAAUUAGAAGCUGUAGGACAAGUAUACAGAUUAAACUCAGAAGGAUUUUUAAAUAUAAAAUGGUCUAAUGGUAAUAUCAGUGAAUGUUGUCCACAAGAAUUAUAUAUAGUUAGUGAUGAUUUAAGUGAAUUUGGCGAUUCAGACCACAGUUCUUCUAGUGAUAGUGAAAGUGAAAGUGGUUCAUCAGGGAGUGAUGCAUCAUGGGAAACAGAAACAGAAGAAGAAAUAGAUGAUGAGGAUGUUGAAAAAGAUGAAAGUGAAAAAGAGAAAAGGGCCUGUAAACUAACAGAAAGUGCUAAAGAAGAAUUGAUCAUGAAAAUAUCCGAAGCUCACCAUGCCCUAACUACACAAGGUGAAAUAUUGACCGCAACAACUUCAGCCAUGUUGGAUUUAUCACAUAUCUACGAAAUUAUCAUAAGAUUUUAUAAAAGUUGUAAAGGCAUUGAUAAAAUCUUGAAAACUAAAUAUUUUGAAGAUGAAGAACUAGUUGCAUGGAUUAAUGACCUGCGUAAAAUACAUCGUGAAGAGAAAACGAAAAAAAUAACGAAGCAUUUAAAUCAGUUAUAUAAUACGUGGAACCAUGGCCUGAUUGAGAGGAAAUUGAAGGAAAGUCAAAGCAUAGAAUCAGAGAUGGAUCUUGAUGAUUCGAUUUUAUCACCUCUCUCUAGUCCAGGAGAUUUUAUGGUAAAUGGGGACACCGCCAAAUCUAUCACUGAUAAUCCAUUUAGUUUAGAACCCAAGUCCGAUGAUUGUAGCUCUACUUCUCUCCCACUUUUGACAGCCGAAGAUAGCUCUAGUCAAUCUAACUGUGAUAUAGACUCCAUGAAUAGAAUGUGUUCCUCUGAUAGUAACUCAAAUAAUCAUGCAUGUUUAUCUAAUGGCGUUUCAGACAGUAAUUCUCGUGAUAUGGACAAAGCAGAGCCGUUAGCUGGGGCAACAGAGAAAAAUGGGGCUAUUUGUGAUAAUACAAACAAUACUUCCACAGCUGCAGAAACAAAUGAAUCGUUGAUUGAGCUCAAAAUCGCACAAGAGAGAAAGUUGUCCAUUUGUUUAAAAAUAAACUUACGUCUUAAUGCUAUUAUUAAUUCUAAAGUUCAAUCAGAACUGAAUCAUCAUUGCAUUGAGAAUCUAACCAUGCCAUUUGAUUCAACAAAUGCAUCCAAUGAUGUCAAAAAUUCCUCACCGGAGGUAGUUCAAGAAUCUCGCGAGAAUGACGAUGAGGAUUUAGUUGAGAGAAUGUGUCAACAACAUCAAGCACAAGAUAAUAAAACAGAAGAAGAAUUAGCUACAUCUGUUAGUCUGGAUGAUUGUAGAAUAGCAAUAGAAGAGUUAGGAUCCCCACUUUCACUUACAGGUUUUCAGUAUUAUGGAGAUUUACCAUUAGGCCAUCAUUACUAUAGCAACAACCAUACUCCUAAGAACUCAAGAUCUUUCAUGGUUGCUGUUCAAAAAGAGUUAAAGUUAUUACAGACAAGUCUUCCAGCCGGUAUAAUAGUUAAAGGAUUUGAAGAUAGAAUGGAUGUAUAUUCUGUGAUGGUUGUUGGACCGUCUAAUACACCUUAUGAAGAUGGUUUAUUUGUGUUUGAUCUACAACUAUCAUCUGAUUACCCUGUAUCACCGCCAUCUUUCCAUUAUAUAUCAUACUGUACGGAACGAUUAAAUCCUAAUCUAUAUGAAGAUGGUAAAGUGUGUAUCAGUUUACUAGGUACAUGGUCUGGAAAGGGAAAUGAGUUAUGGUGUAGUAAAUCAAAUCUAUUACAGAUAUUUGUUUCUGUUCAAGGACUGAUUUUGGUAAAAGAACCUUAUUAUAAUGAAGCAGGUUAUGAGAAACAAAAGGGAUCUGAACAAGCACAUGAAAACAGUAGAAUGUACAAUGAGAUGGCUAUACUUAAACUUGUUCAAUCAAUGACUGCUAUGGCAACUCGACCACCAAAAGUGUUUGAAAACGAGGUCAGGGAUCAUUUAUUAGCCAAUGGACCAAGAAUGAUAAGACGACUAAGGAAUUGGAUUGAUUUGUCUGGAUAUUCCAUCUCAAAGCCAGCAAUUAAAUAUGGAGAAAGUAGCACACCAUGUUCGAAAAUGAACAUCACAACACAGACAAUUAAUGGAGAUACCCUGGACACUGCUGUCAGUACGCAAAUUGUAACUAAUGGUACAGAAACAGAAACUAGUGAUAGCCAUAAAGUAAAUGAUUCUACAAGUGUUGAUCCCCAAUCCCCUAAAGCAAUCUGUGAUAACCCUAAUGUAAGUGGAGAUAACUCUAAAAUAAACAAUUCAACACCAGGUGAAACUAGUGAUCAGUCUCUCCAGGGAGCAGUAUGUGAUGCUGGUGUUGAUCAAGGAGCAGCAAGUAAACCAGAUUUUCCAUUAUUCCCAGUCUCUAAAGGAUUUUGCAUAUCUUUAUCAAGUAAUUUAGAGAAAUUUGAAAUGAGCUUACAAAUGUUACAGCAUAAAUAAUUCAUUCUAAGUUUGAUUCACAAAUUUAAGAGAUGAAUAUAAUAAAAUUGAUGAUAACCAUGUGCUUUCUUUUCUUUUUUGUAACAGAAAUUUAUUGUUUUUGGUACAUUGUUUCUUUCUUUGCAUACUUUAGUUAAGGGAAAGUUACAUGUGGAUACAGAUUAAAAAUUUAGUUGUAAAAAUAAGCAUUUCAAUUAUCAAGAUUAUUUUUUUUUCUCCAUCAAAUGUGUUCGGGUUGGGUUUACAAUCAUGGUUGGUUGAUUACUUCUAUCACCAUAUUAUCAUUCAUCAAACCUAGAUUUUCAAAACAUUUCACGGAUUAGGUUGUUGAUCUAUUUAAAUGAAUAAUGCUUUCUGUAAUUUCUAAUAUUGAAUGGUUCAACCCUUUAACCUUUCUUUUAUUUUUGCUUUUAUAUAUUAACUUUUUGCCCUUACUCAUUGUAUGUUGGCCAUAAGAAAAACAAACAUAAAGAUAUUUUAUGUAUACUUAUUGCAUGACUGGAAUUAUAAUUUAUUUUGUCAAACAAACUCAGGACAGUUUUAAUUUAUUCAAUAAAUAUUAAACAGAAUUGUUUUGUGAACAAAAAACUAAUUGCUUCAAAUGGUUUUGGAAAAAUAUAUAUUUCUUUGUCUUACAAAAUGAUGAUUUUUAAAGGUUCGAAUGACAGUGGACAUUGUAUACAACAUUGUAUAUAUUUGGUAAUAGUAUUGAAAAGUGCGAGAACUAAGAGCAGAACACUUUCCAUUGAACUAGUAAAACAAAUUUGAUAGCAGGUAUUACUGUAUAUUGAAACUUAUAAUUUUAUUAGUCAUUUUGAAUAAUAUGAUAGAACUGUAUGUUAGUGCUAAGAAAAUAAUAUAAUUAUAAAAGUGAAUGCUACAGCAAGAAAUGGAGUGCUCAAUAUCUUGUUAUUGUACAUUGUUUAGCUAUAGUUUGGUGAUAUAAACCCUAUCAUAACAUUUCAUAAUACCAUAAAAAGGAGAUGUCCAUUGUGUACUAAUUAUUUAAUGUCAGUAAACAAUAUUUUUGAUGUGAAAUAUUGAAUAACAAUAGGCAUUGUACAAGAUAAAUGUAACAAAUAGAGUCUUGAGUAUCAAAAAGUAGGUGGACUUUUAUGUUAUAAAGAAUUUUAAGCAUUCUUCUAGUUUUUGACACUCUAGUGCUAUUUAUUUAAUUAUUACCUAUAUUGAGCUUUAUAUAAACCAAAGUCAAGAAAUCCAAAAAAGAUGUUGGUAUUGUUUAAUGUUAUGAACAAAUGGACAUGAUAAGUGAAUACAGCAUAUGUUAAUUCAUUUCAUGUACAUGUAAUACGUGUAAAAAAAACAAUAAAUGGACAUGGUCAACAUGUUUUAAAAAUUUCUUAUAAUUUAAUAAUGAUGGUGAAUUGUUCUUAUUGAUUGACUACAUACAAUUGUAUAUGCACAAAAUUCUAAUUACGUUAAAAAUUCUCUCAAAUGAAUUGAAAUAAAUUAUGAGCAAGUUAA
This is a messenger RNA of Patella vulgata (common limpet), 5964 nucleotides long. Its product is annotated as (E3-independent) E2 ubiquitin-conjugating enzyme UBE2O. The transcript is spliced from 22 exons. Bases 340 to 4479 code for a protein of 1379 amino acids. Lineage: Eukaryota; Metazoa; Mollusca; Gastropoda; Patellidae. The record is from RefSeq and is a predicted model, not a curated record.